AUGUUGCAAGGACUGAAGACCUUCUCACUUACUUCAGGGUUUUUCCCAAACAUUCAAAAAACUACUGUGGAUUGUUGUGGUAUGCAGGAAGAAGAAAUUCACAGGGUGCUAAAUAUAUCUGGGUUCAAUAGGCAAAAUGUACCUUUCAGAUACCUUGGGGUACCCAAAUGUGCCAAGAGAAUCUCAGCUGAAGAAUGUAAUGACUUAGUGCAGAAAAUGAUAGCAAAGAUCAAAGUGUGGAGUUCCAGGAAUAUUUCCUUUGCGGGUAGAGUGGUUCUCAUCAAUCAUGUGUUGCUCACAAUUCACACAUAUUGGUGUCAACUUCUCAUUCUUCCCAAAAGAAUCAUUGCCGAAAUUGAAAAAAUCUUCAGGAAUAUCCUAUGGAGCCAAGGAGUGGCUAAUGGAGCUAGCAAUGUAGCUUGGGAUUCUUUAUGCAAGUCCAAAUCUGUUGGUGGACUAGGUUUCAAAAACACAGCCAUAUGGAAUGAAGCAGCCCUUUUCAAGCAUGUAUGGUCAAUUGUUACUAAAAAAGACAACCUAUGGAUUAAAUGGGUGCACAGUGUUUAUAUCAAGCAAGGGGAGAGUAUAAAGCUCCCCCAACCAGCAGCUGGAUCUGCUCGAAUAGGUGAAGACAUGGCUUUGCUGGAACAUCAAAGCAACAACUCUGGUGGAGAUAUCAAAGAAAAUCGAGAAGGGGAGACACUCAAAAACCAGAAAACAAGUGUUGUGUUCAGCAGUAGCAGCACUAGUUUAUACUCUAUGGAUUGCUCGAAAUGA
Messenger RNA from Cannabis sativa, 777 nucleotides. RefSeq lists its product as uncharacterized. Bases 1 to 777 code for a protein of 258 amino acids. The record is from RefSeq and is a predicted model, not a curated record. The transcript has 2 exons. NCBI's taxonomy places the organism in Eukaryota, Viridiplantae, Streptophyta, Magnoliopsida, Rosales, Cannabaceae.